AUGGGCCGUGCCAUGCGGUGGCUCAAGAGGCUGCUCACAGGCAGGAAGGAGGCGCACGGUGGCGGCAAGGAGAUCCAUGCCGCGACCGACUGGCAUGACGCGGCGGCGGUGAAGGAGUCCACCAAGAGAUGGAGCUUCGUGAAGCAGAGGAAGAGCGGAGUUGACGCUGGGAAGCGGCCCUCAGAGCCUCUCGCCGCCGCGCUGGAGGUGAAGCCAUGCCGCUGUGCUGGCGGCGAGCAGGUGGGGGCACGCGAGGAGAAGGCGGCCGUCGUGAUUCAGAAAGCCUUCAGAGGCUACCUGGCUAGGAAGGCGCUUCGCGCUCUCAGAUCACUCGUCAAGCUGCAGGCUCUGGUCCGAGGCUACCUCGUGAGGAAGCAGGCGGCCACGACGCUGCACCGGCUGCAGGCGCUCAUGCGGCUGCAGGCCGAUUCCCGCGCCUUCAAGAGUGCCUCCUACCGGAAAUCCAUGGAACAGGAGAGAAUUGUCGCGCAAGAUGCCCGGAUGAGGACGCCGCCGACCAAGCCCGGGCACCGGCGGAGGCUGUCCGACAGCACGGACUCCAACUACGAGCGCAGCCCGCGGAUCGUGGAGAUGGACACGUGCCACCUCCGCUCCCGGUCCAGCCGGAUGGUGAGCAGCGGCCGGUACGCCACCGAUCGCUCGUCGGGUCGCCUGGCCCCGGACCUGGCCCCGCUGUUCUCGCCGCGGUCCGUCAAGCAGCCCCCGAGGCUGUCCAUCCGGCGUGAGCCCGUCAGGCACGCCAAGACGGCGCAGAAUACGCCCCGCUUCAGCGGGGCCGACCCGCCGUACACAUACGACUCGCCUGCCAAGAGCGUGGACGGGCUGGCGGCGCGGCCGCUCUGGCACCGGGACCUGCUCUCGAGCCCGCGGUACAUGGCGGGCACGGCCUCGUCGGCGGCGAGGCUGCGGUGCCAGAGCGCGCCCAGGCAGCCGGCCGAGGCGCCGAGGGCGAGCCUGACCCAGCGAGAUGUCCCUGCUGGGCCGAGGAAGUCGACGUGCACGCGGACGCAGCAUGGCGGCCUCUGCUUCCACUCCUCGGAUGCCGCCCACACGCGCCGCUCCGACCUCAGGGACGACGCGGCAAGAGAUUAUUACUUGGACAGGAUGUGGUGA
This is a messenger RNA of Triticum turgidum subsp. durum (durum wheat), 1134 nucleotides long. The record is from the annotation of a GenBank genome assembly. Lineage: Eukaryota; Viridiplantae; Streptophyta; Magnoliopsida; Poales; Poaceae.